AUGUCUUUAGCUUCUCAGUUAAGUAACAUUGCUGCUGCUAAUAGCACUGUUGCCUUUGAUCGUAAAAAGAGACAAAAAUUACACUCCGUCUCUUUGAUCUAUACCUCAAAAGUUGCAGCUACACAAGAUUAUGAAAUCAUUUAUUCAAAUGCUUAUGAAGCUUUAGAAGAGUUAAUUACUGUUGAUAAAAGAUUUGCCUUUUUUAAAAACUCUUUAUUCAGUGAAACCUCAGUCUCUGUUGAUAGAAACGUCCAAACUGCUGAACAAAACAAGGAUUUAGACAAUGCCGUUAAUGCAUAUCUUUCAUUGAUAUCACCAAGAUGGAACUUGGCCCCAGCUAUCCAUGCUACUGAAUGGUUGGUUCGUCGUUUCCAAAUUCAUGUUCAUAAUGCUGAAAACUUGUUGUUAAGUACUAUCAACUACUAUCAAAGUCCUGUUUUCAAGAGAAUUUUGGAUAUUACUAAAUUACCACCAUUAUUUUCAGGUUUAAAUGGAUUCAAAAACAAUGAAAGAUCACCAACAAACACUUCUAUGAUUAAAAUCUUUACUGACUUAGACCUUUUGAAUCUUUACAGCAAAUAUUUACAAGAUAUUGCUUCUAAAAAUAUCUUAUACACAAACCAAUUGUUGUUUUUCACCUGUACCGCCAUCAAUGUCAUUGCGGUUUACUCAAAGGAUACAAAGAAAAUUGAUGAAUUGAUUCCAUUGUUAUUAGAAGUGUCCGCUAAGUUCCUUUCAACUGCCAACUCUGACGCUCACGUUUCAAGUCAUACAAUCUUAGCUGUUUUAUCAGCAGCGGUUCCAUUAUCACCAGAAAUCAUUUAUGCUGCUACUGAAACAAUCUUAGCUAAAAUUCCAAAAAAGGUUGAAAACUCUGCUUUGAUCUGUAUCACCAAACUGUUCCAAUCUUUAAAUACAGCACGUUAUGAAAACAUUCCAGUUAGAAUUUAUAGAUUAUUGAUAAAAUUGGUUGUUAGUGAUGAAGAACGUUUUAAUGAUAUUUUAACUGAUAAAAGUAUCAGAUCAGAAAAAUUAGUUACUGUUUUAGUCAAAACUAUUUUAGCUUAUGAAUUUGAUAACAGAAUUCAAUUAGUUUUAUCAAUUUUGAAAAAGGUCCAAUUACCAGAAUACGAAUUAUCAUUUAUCAUCAAAGAUUCUAUUAAUGCCAUUGAUAAUGUUGAACAAGAUAAAUCUGAUAUCACAGAAUUGAUUGAAUUUUACAUCAAGAACAAUAAAGAAUUAUUUUUGAAAUCUUUGGAAGAUUUGAAAUUGAAUAAUGAUAUGUUAGAAGCCAAAUUACAAACUUCAUUAUCUUUAGAAUCUUCAGAUGACACUGAAGAAACUGUUACAAAAGAAGUUGUUCAAAUUGAUGAUCAACAACAAAAGAAACAAUUGAUUGAAACAUUCUCAUCAAAACAAACAGAUACUGUCUCAUUCUUAGCGUCAGGCUUAAAUGCUUCAUUCAAUGAAUACUUAGCUUUAUACAUCAAAUCAUUACAAUUGAAAGCCGUUGAAGAAUUCAAGUCAUCAUUCAAAUCACAAGAUGGUUAUUUGACAUUCCUUGUAAGAGCUGGUGUUUCACAAUCUGCUCCAGGGUUUGCUAAAGUUAAUGCAUUAACUACAUUGAAAAGCUUAAUUGUCAAACUUGAUGAAAAAUCAAAUCUUUUAACAUUAGUCCCAUCUUUACUUGCAGCUUUAUAUGAUACACGUCGUUCUGUUAGAAUUUUAGCUUCUGAUAUUUUGAAAACAAUUUCUAAAAGAAAAGCAUCUGAUAAUUUCUAUCAAGCUGAUACAAUUUAUGGAUCAGAUUCUAAAGAUUUACAAUUAAUUUCACCAAAAGACGGUACUGCAUUAUUGAACUCAAUCUUAGAAAGCCAUUUCAUUGAAAGUUCAGGUGUCACUAAUGUUUUAUCAAAUGCUAAAAAACAUGCUCAAUUAUUUUUGGUAUUUUUAGCUAAUCAAGCCAACAUUGUUUCAAUUCCAUCAGUUAAAUUAACUUUAAUCAGAGUUAUUAAGGCAUCAAUUCCAAGUAUCAAAGGUGCUUCUUUAUCACAAAUUUUCCAAUCUUUACUUGAAAAUUAUGUUUCUAAUAGAGAUACCUGGUAUUUAAAUUCUCAAGUUAACAAAGCUGAUUUUAAAGAAUUUGAAAGUGAAAUCGUUGGUAUUGUUGCUCCAAAGGAAAAACAUCAAUUUGCUAUACAAUUUUUGAUUAAUGCAUUAAACUCAUCAUAUGAACAAUUAGGUGAAUUAGCAGCUGCUAGAGUUAUUACUAUUUUUGAUAGUUUGAAAUAUGAAUACAAAUUGAAAUUAUCCAAGGCUAUUGUUGAUUCAUUAGCUACUGAAGGUGAUAAUUCAUAUGAUACAGUUGCUACUUUACAAUCAUUACCAUUAACAAGUGAAAUCAUUGUUGAAUUAUUAAAAGAUUCACAAAUUAAUAAACCUCAAGAAGAUCCAGGUGUUCCAAAAAGAAGAAGAAGAUCAUCUGCUUCAACUAGACAAGCUUUAAACAAUGGUGAACUUGCUAAAAUUGCCGAACAUCAUUUACAAAAAAUUACUGUUGUUUUAGAAACUUUAGAUAAGAGCUUAGGUUCAUUAAAACCAACUUCACAAUUAUUAAGUUCUUUAUUCAACUUAUUAGCUGAUUUGGAAACUUUAGGUGGUGAUGCUGGUUUACCAGUCUUGUAUACUCAGGAAACUUUAGCUGUUACAAUGGUUAAAAUCAUUAGAUACUUGAAGACAGAAAAUGCUCAACUAGAAUCUAACUCUGUUAGAACUGAUAUCGUUGUUGCUACUAUUAGAUCAUCACCAUCUCCACAAGUUCAAAACAGAUUAUUACUUGUUGUUGCUGAAUUAGCUGCAUUAGCUCCAGAAAUUGUUUUGCAUUCUGUUAUGCCAAUUUUCACAUUCAUGGGUGCUCAUACUGUCCGUCAAGAUGAUGAAUUUUCUGUUCAUGUUGUUGAACAAACUGUUGUUCAUGUUAUUCCAGCCUUAGCUAAUGCAUCAAAUGAUAAAAAAUCUGAUGAAAUUGAAUUUUUAUUAACAAGUUUCGCAUCUGCUUUUGCUCAUAUUCCAAGACAUAGAAGAGUUAGAAUUUUCACAACUUUAGCUUCAACUCUUGGUUCAGAAUUAUCCUUACAUAUCAUUCUUUUCUUGAUUGGUGCUCAAUACUCAAAUGCUAGUUUGAAGAACCGUUCAGCUGAAGCUAAAUCAUUAAUCGAAUUUGCAGCAUCAUUAUUGAAACAAUUUACUGCUGUUGAACAAUUAUCUUCAUUAAACUCAUUUAUUGAAAUUUGGAAAAAUAUUCCAUUAGAACAAGUUACUAGAGAUUCACCAAACUCUGAUGUUUAUUAUAAGAGUCCAAUUUUCAACUCAACUGUUGUUUCAGCAAAUACUGAAGAAUUGAUUUCAUUGAAAGCUAACAUGUUGAAAUUCAUCGAUUCUUCUAUUUCAGGCGGUGAUGAAGUCACUGUUCCUCAAUUACAAUUGAAAUUAGCUACUAUUAUUUAUGAUGAAUCUAAAGCUGAAACUGAAUCCAGUGCAAUUACUAGAUCUUUCGGUUCAUUAGUUAAAUCAUUAUUACAAUUAAUCGGUGAUAGUUAUAAAGGUGAAAUUGGUGUCCAAUUAUUAAAAUUCUUAAGUGAUGUUUUAGCAUUGUUAUCUAUUAGAAGAUUUGUUGAAUCAAUUACCAAUUUACUUUCAGAUUCAUCUAUUGAUGUUACUGUUCUUCAAAGUUUAACAUUAUUGUCAUUAGAAAAAUUUGAUUUGGAAUCAUCAGAAAAUGAAGAAGCAUUGGAAGCUGCUAGAUCAUUAAUUGAAGUUUGGUUUGAUAUUAUUAAAUCUAAUAAAGAACUUGCUCAAGUUUCAUUAGAUGGUUUAAGUUCAUUAACUCAAAAAUUCGGACCACAAUUAGGUGAUGAAUUAUUAAUUGAAACUUUGAAAUUAAGUGUUUCAGAAUCUGGUUUAUUAAGUACAGAUGGUGAAACUAUUGUUUCUUCAUUAAGUGUUAUCACAAACAUUGUUUCAGCAUUAGGUAUUAAAUCAAUUGCAUUUUUCCCAAAGAUUGUUCCUCCAUCAUUAAAAAUUUUCAAUCAAUCAUUAGAAAUUGAAGAUGAAGAAUCAAGAGGUACUUUACAGUUAUCUGUUUUAUUAUUAUUAGCAAGUUACGUUAAACGUAUUCCAGCUUUUGUUACUACCAAUCUUCAAGAUAUUUUAAGAGCUGUUUAUAAAGCUGAUGGAGUUUCAGAACAAGUUAGAGGUUCUAUUGUUCAAGUUAUUGCUCAAAAUAUGGAACAUACAGCUUUAAUGAAGGUCUUGUCUAAUAUUUGGAAUGAAACAUCUAAAUUAGAUGCUACUUCAAUUGGUUUAUACUUAAACACUUUAGAAUCAACUGUUGAUGUUAUUGAAAAGAAGACUGCAACUUCACAAGCACCAAAAUUCUUUGGUUUAUUAAUCAGAUUAUUUGAAUUUAGAUCAGAAAGUGAAUUUGAUAAUAAUGCUAUUCAUCGUAUUGAAGCUUUCUUCCAUGGUAUUGCCAACAAAUAUGUUUUGAAAUUAAAUGAUAAAACAUUUAGACCAUCAUUUGCAUUAUUAGUUCGUUGGGCUUUUGAUGGUGAAGGUGUAACAAAUACCAAUAUUACUGAAGUUGAAAGAUUAACUUCAUUCUUUAGAUUCUUUAACAAAUUACAAGAAAGUUUAAGAUCAAUUGUUACCACAUAUUUCACUUAUUUCUUUGAAUCAACAAUCAAAGUUUUGAACAGAUAUGUUUCAUCAGAAUUGGAUGAUAUUAAUUUACGUCGUAUUAUUUUGAAUGCAUUAACUUCAUCUUUCAAAUUUGAUCAAGAUGAAUAUUGGCAAGCACAAGCAAGAUUUGAUCUUGCAUCUGAAACUUUAUUGUCCCAAUUGAAAAACAUUGAAGAUUCAAUUGGUAAAUAUUUAGUCAAAGCUAUUGGUGCUUUAGGUCAAAAUGCAUCAUCAGAUGAACAUAACAAACAAUUGAAUCAAUUAUUUAUUUCACAUAUGAAGGCUGACUGUAAACCAAGAGAAAAAUUAUGGGCUAUUAGAUCAUUAAAAGCUGUUUAUCAAAAAGUUGGUGAUCAAUGGUUAACAUUAUUACCUCAAUUAGUUCCAAUCAUUGCUGAAUUGUUGGAAGAUGAUGAUGAAGAUGUUGAAUUAGAAGUCCGUACUGGAUUAGUCAAAGUUAUUGAAGAUGUUCUUGGUGAACCAUUAGAUAGAUACUUGGGUUAA
Molecule: messenger RNA, 5244 nt
Organism: Hansenula ciferrii
Lineage: Eukaryota; Fungi; Ascomycota; Saccharomycetes; Phaffomycetales; Wickerhamomycetaceae
Gene: UTP10
Product: snoRNA-binding rRNA-processing protein UTP10
Exons: 1
Coding region: 1-5244 (1747 amino acids)
Biological process (GO): positive regulation of transcription by RNA polymerase I; maturation of SSU-rRNA from tricistronic rRNA transcript (SSU-rRNA, 5.8S rRNA, LSU-rRNA)
Cellular component (GO): small-subunit processome; t-UTP complex; 90S preribosome
Molecular function (GO): snoRNA binding
Source: RefSeq, a predicted model, not a curated record